This is a messenger RNA of Chinchilla lanigera (long-tailed chinchilla), 2709 nucleotides long. RefSeq names its product dopamine beta-hydroxylase (dopamine beta-monooxygenase) (gene Dbh). The transcript is spliced from 12 exons. Gene Ontology annotation, molecular function: dopamine beta-monooxygenase activity; copper ion binding. The record is from RefSeq and is a predicted model, not a curated record. Gene Ontology annotation, cellular component: secretory granule membrane. Lineage: Eukaryota; Metazoa; Chordata; Mammalia; Rodentia; Chinchillidae. The coding region runs from base 437 to 2299 and encodes 620 amino acids. Gene Ontology annotation, biological process: octopamine biosynthetic process; dopamine catabolic process; norepinephrine biosynthetic process.
UUUUUUUUUAUUUUUAGUUUGAAAUCAAUCCACACCCCCAGUGUUAUAGAAACCACGUAGCUCACUGGGCCAGGCCCACAGGCACGAGAGGCCACCACUGGUCACCCCAGAAAGCACCCCUGGGAAUCAGUCUGGCUCCCUGGGUGAGGAUGGGACCCAGUAACCUGAGAAGCAGCCCAAGCGGCGGAAGGAGCUACUUUCCAGACGGACCUCAGCCGGUCUGCUUCGAUUUCCCCUGACGAUGUCCAUGUGUCAUUAGUGCAAUUAGGGGAGGGAACAAGCAGAGCACUUGCCCCGGGGCCCAGGCUGGUGGGAGGGCUACUAGGACAAUUGAAUUCCCCACCAGACUAAUGCAAUUACCAGGCAGACUGGACUCAGCCCCUCCUGGGGGCUGGGGCAUAAAUGGCCCAGUGGGGCCAUCAAGCUCAGCCCCACCAUGCAAGACCCCAGCCGCCAGCAUCAUGGGCCCCGGCUCCCCAGCCCCAGUGUGCGCGAAGCAGCUUCCAUGUACGGCACGGCGGUGGCUAUCUUCCUGGUCAUCCUGGUGGCCGCUCUGCAGGGCUCAGUGCCCCCUGAGAACCCCUUCCCCUACCGCAUCCUCCUGGACCCCCAGGGCACCCUGGAGCUCUCCUGGAAUGUCAGUUAUGUCCAGGAGGCCGUCCACUUCCGGCUCCUGGUGCGAGAGCUCAAGGCCGGGCUCCUGUUUGGGAUGUCGGACCGUGGCGAGAUGGAGAACGCGGACCUCGUUGUGCUCUGGACCAACGGCGACAGCGCCUACUUUGCCGAUGCCUGGAGUGACCAGAAGGGGCAGAUCCACCUGGAUACCCAGCAGGACUACCAGCUGCUGCAGGCACAGGGCACCCCGGAUGGCCUAGCCCUGCUGUUCAAGAGGCCCUUCGGCACCUGUGACCCCAAGGACUACUUCAUCGAGGACGGCACAGUCCACCUGGUGUACGGGAUCCUGGAGCAGCCGUUCCCGUCGCUGGAGGCCAUCAACACCUCAAGCCUGCAGACGGGGCUGCAGCGGGUGCAGCUGCUGAAGCCCGAGGUCCCCGUGCCAAAGGUGCCCGCGGACACCCGCACUAUGGAGAUCCGGGCCCCUGAUGUCCUGAUACCUGGCCAGGAGACCACGUACUGGUGUUACAUCUCCGAGCUGCCCCGGGGCUUUGCCCGGCACCACAUCGUCAUGUAUGAGCCCAUCAUCACCCAGGGCAACGAGGCCCUGGUGCACCACAUGGAAAUCUUCCAGUGCACCGGUGGCUUUGAGAGCGUCCCCCACUUCAGCGGAGCCUGCGACUCCAGGAUGAAGCCGGAGCGCCUCAACUACUGCCGCCACGUGCUGGCGGCGUGGGCACUGGGCGCCAAGGCAUUCUACUACCCAGAGGAAGCCGGCCUUCCUUUCGGGGGCGAGGGGUCCUCCCGGUUCCUCCGCCUAGAAGUCCACUACCACAACCCGCUGAAGAUCCAAGGCCGGCGCGACUCCUCGGGCAUCCGCCUGUACUACACGGCCACGCUGCGGCGCUUCGACGCAGGCAUCCUGGAGCUGGGGCUGGUGUACACGCCCGUGAUGGCCAUCCCACCCCGGGAGCCGGCCUUCGUCCUCACCGGCUACUGCACCGACAAGUGCACCCAGCUGGCCCUGCCACCCUCUGGGAUCCACAUCUUCGCUUCUCAGCUCCACACGCACCUGACCGGGAGGAAGGUGGUCACCGUGCUGGCCCGGGAUGGCCGGGAACUGGAGGUCGUGAAUAGGGACAACCACUACAGUCCACACUUCCAGGAGAUCCGCAUGUUGAAGAAGGCUGUGUCUGUCUUCCAGGGGGACGUUCUCAUCACUUCUUGCACGUACAACACGGAGGACAGGAAGCUGGCCACUGUGGGCGGCUUCGGGAUCCUGGAGGAGAUGUGCGUCAACUACGCACACUACUACCCCCAGACGCAGCUGGAGCUCUGCAAGAGCGCCGUGGACGCCGGCUUCCUGCAGAAGUAUUUCCACUUGGUGAACAGGUUCAACAGCGAGGAGGUGUGCACCUGCCCGCAGGCCUCUGUGCCACAGCAGUUCGCCUCGGUGCCCUGGAACUCCUUCAGCCGCGACGUGCUGGCCGCACUGUACGGCUUCGCGCCCAUCUCCAUGCACUGCAACAAGUCCUCGGCCGUUCGCUUCCAGGGUGAGUGGGAUCGGCAGCCCCUGCCUGAGAUCAUCUCCACCCUGGAAGAGCCCACCCCGCGGUGCCCAGCCAGCCAGGCGCAGCACGCUUCCGGCCCCACGGUGGUCAGCAUUGGCCACAGCAGAGGCUGAGAGCAGCCCUGCUCCUGACCCCAGCUCCGUGCUGUCCCAUGGCUCACGCUGGUUCUGUGCUCCUCCGUCUGCUCCAGCUCCCCACCCACCCACCCCCGGGUCUCUGCGGCCAUGCAGUUCUGUGGACCAAUGUAGUCUCUUCCACCCCUGUGGACUCUGUAAAGGACCAGGACUGAGGGGCCCGGGCCCGCCUGGCGCCUCCUGGGACAGACUCACCCCACGCAUGGCACACCCCUGUUUUUGGUGGUCCCUGUUGGUGUGUGCGGUGCCAGUGCUACUUAAACACUCCCGGCAGUGUGGCUGUGUUCCUGUGGGCGGCUUCCUGCCUUUCGAUGAGCGUGCAGCUCGUCAGAGGCUUGCCCACGAAAUUGCUCCAUUGCAGAGUAAAUAGACAUUUUCGCCCACCCAAA